CAGUACCAGUGUGUCUCUGUAGCAACGGGCAGCUUCAUUCUCUCCUGCAGGAUGUCGGGCCCUCGCACCUCCUCCCUACCGCUGCUCUUCUGCGUGGCUCUUCUGCACAUCCCAGCGCUGGAGGCCAAGCCUCUCUCCGCCAUGCACGGAGGAAGUGCCGUUCGGCUUCGCCGUGACCUGCGCGACUCUUUACCUUAUGAGGCCCAGAUGAUGUCGUACCCACCGGACGGUUACAACGGCAGAACCAACGAGCUCUACUACCAGCCAGAGAAGCUGAGAUCUCAGGGGCUGAACCAGGCUCUGCAGAGGCUGGUGGAGAACGACCAGCGGCAGCAGCAGGAAGCCGCUUACCUGGCGGGACUGGUGCGCCUGCUGAGCGAGGCGGAGAACAACGCCCAGGCCAGACCCGAGGAGGAAGAGGAGGAAGAAGAGGGCGACUUUCAGGGGCCGUACCCCGCAGACUACGACGAGACCGAGCAGAGAGUGAACAUGGUGAAACCCCAGACCAUGAUGGACCCGCGGCUCACCGAGGCUCUGCUCAACCGCUACCGGCAGGAGAGGAUGAUCCAGAGCGGGAUCCAUACAGGAGAGAACCGAGACCAGAUGGAUCUCCGGUACCUGGUGGAGAAGAUCCUGGCAGGUCUGGUAGCCGAGAACCCGUCCAACCGCCCGGUCAAAUACAAACUAUCCGACGCGGCCGCCGGCGGACAGGACAGAGCCGCGCGCCUGAGACGAGCCAGACGCUCUCUGGACUCUGUCCCCGACUCCUCCCCCGACGCCGAGGCCUCACUGCUGAGGGUGAAGAGAGUUGGCGACGAAGAACACGGCGACUUCGCCACUCAGAACAGCCCGUCUCCCCGCGCCGGCCUGCAACGGAUGAAGCGCAUCGACACGGAUCUGCCGCCCCCUCCUCCUCCCCCGAAACGCAGCCGCAGGCGCCGCUCGGUGACCUACGACCCCGAGCUGAUCGCUCAGCGCAUCAUCGAGUACCUGAGGAAGUAGGAGAAGGGGAUGAGCGAUGAAGCCAAAAGUUUACACACACCUGUCAGGGACGUCUGAGUCGCGGUCAUGAUUUCUGCGUCCGUUCUUCUGCUGUGACUGAAUUAUUGACACUAAACCUUCUGUCCAUAAUUCUACUCUCACUGUCCAUUUUAU
Trichomycterus rosablanca is the source of this 1155-nucleotide messenger RNA. It is a transcript of the gene pcsk1nl, whose product is annotated as proprotein convertase subtilisin/kexin type 1 inhibitor, like. The transcript has 3 exons. Bases 52 to 1002 code for a protein of 316 amino acids. Gene Ontology annotation, molecular function: endopeptidase inhibitor activity. NCBI's taxonomy places the organism in Eukaryota, Metazoa, Chordata, Actinopteri, Siluriformes, Trichomycteridae. The record is from RefSeq and is a predicted model, not a curated record. Gene Ontology annotation, biological process: negative regulation of endopeptidase activity.